AAAUAUGCAAGCAAGCAUAAACAUUGUGUGUUUUUAUUGACAUAACAGUACAGCAACUAGACACAAACAUGCACGACAUGAGUAGUGACAGUGAUGGAGAGUGCUCAAAAGAAAUUCAGAGAAAAUACAUCGACAGCAAUGAUAAGUUGAAGGAUUUUGGAUGGACUGAUCUCCCAUUACGUCCAUAUCAGCUGACUGGAGUGAACUGGCUUAUUGAGUGUUAUCAAAAAGGUCACGGUGCUAUUCUUGGAGAUGAAAUGGGUCUCGGCAAAACUUGCCAGACCAUAGCAUUCCUGGCAUACAUAGAUUCCAGAGCCAAGAAGUGGCACCCAAACCUGAUCAUCUGUCCUCGGUCCAUCUUGGAGAACUGGGUAGCUGAGCUUACAAAGUUUGCUCCUGAAAUAAAAGUGAAGAGUUAUGUAGGGAACAAAGAUGAGAGGAAUGCCCUGGCCAAGGAGCUGCGUACUCAAGUAAAGGCUGGCAGACAGCCCUUCAGUGUCCUUGUUACGACAUAUGAGCUUUGUUUAAAGGAUGCUGAGUUAAAUGGUUUCCUGGCCUCCCAGGACUGGAGAGCGGUUGUAGUAGAUGAGGCUCACCGUCUCAAAAACAGUGAAUCUCUGCUGUACACAACUCUGAAACAGUGGAGUACGAGACACAGAGUGCUGUUGACUGGCACACCUGUACAGAACAACCUAGAAGAACUCUACUCUCUUCUUAGCUUCGUCUGCCCUUCAAGCUUCAGGCUGUCUGGCGUGGAGAAAUUUCUCCGCAAGUUCAAGGACAUCGAACGUUCAAAAGGUGUGUCUGAGCUACACGCCCUCCUUCAGCCCUACCUUCUGAGAAGGACCAAGGAGGGUGUACUGAAGGACCUACCCAAGAAAUCUGAAGUUGUUCUCUACCAUGGCAUCUCCAAGCUACAGAAGAAAGUCUACAAGGCUAUUCUCACCAAGGAUCUUUCGGUCUUUCAGACGAGAGGUAACUAUCCGGGUGGAGGAGGAGGAACUCCUCGCCUGAUGAACAUCCUAAUGCAGCUCCGCAAGUGUGUCAACCAUCCCUACCUCUUCGAUGGUGUAGAGCCGGAACCGUUUUUAUUGGGAGAACACCUGGUGGAGGCCAGUGGUAAACUGGUGUUGAUUGACAAGCUCCUUUCUCACCUAAAACAGACUGGCCACAAAGUGCUCCUCUUUUCUCAAAUGACACACAUGCUAGACAUUAUACAGGACUAUCUUGGCUACAGAGACUACACCUAUGAACGCCUGGAUGGCUCUGUGAGGGGAGAAGAAAGAUUUCUUGCUGUACAAAACUUCAAUAAAAAUGAAGAAACUUUUAUAUUCUUACUGAGCACAAGAGCAGGUGGUCAGGGGUUGAACUUGGUGGCAGCUGAUACUGUAAUAUUUGUGGACAGUGACUUUAACCCCCAAAAUGACCUCCAGGCUGCUGCUAGAGCACAUCGCAUUGGACAAGUGAGACCAGUGAAGAUUAUGAGGUUGAUUGGCCGUAAUACUGUGGAAGAAAUAAUUCUGCGCCGUGCAGAGGACAAACUCCAUCUCACAGAGAAAGUCAUUGAGGAGGGCCAGUUCACUCUCGGAGCCAAAUCUCUCAUCACCAAUGAUAAAGUUGGGCUUCAAGACAUCCUCAAGUUUGGUGUAGACACUUUACUGGAUGACAAUGAUACAGAUGAAACCGAUGUAGACUUCACACAGAUUCUCGGCCCAUCUGUCAACGGGGAAUGGCAACCUGAGGAGGAGCCAGAAGUAAAGACCAGCCAAUCAGCAGUCCUGGAGGAGGCACCGUCCAGUAUGUAUGAGUUUGAGGGCACAGACUAUUCAAAAGAACCCAGUGCUGAAGACAUUAAGGCUUUUGAAAAACUUCUGGCAGUUGAAAAGCAAGUAUUAGAUGAGGAAUAUACAGCGGAGAGAUCCAGUCGUGGAAAAGCAACACAGGUAUUGGAACUUUUCCCAGGGGUCAAACGGAAACCAAGGACACCUUUGACUGCAGAGGAACUGGAGGAAAGAAAUGCCAAGAGAAAAGAGACAGAAGAGAGGAAAGCAAAGCUUGCUGAAGAAAAGAAGGCGAGGAGAGAGGAUCAGAAAAGAAAGCAAAGAGAAGACAUGUGGAAUGCAGCAGGGUACAUUUCUUCCUGUGUACAGAUUGAGAGUGAUGAGGAGGAGGAAGAGAAUGGGGAAGAUGAGGAGGAAUUUGAUCUCACUCAAGAAGAGGAAGAUGGAGGAGUUGCUAAGAAUAGGUCUAUCAGCUAUGUCAGUGGGGAUGUGACAUGCCCAGUUACUGGAGGGACACAAGUCAAUGUCAUUGUACACUGUGCAGAUGACUCUGGAAGCUGGGGUCGAGGGGGUCUGUUCUCUGCGAUUGGACGACGAUCCUCAGCACCACAGGAGCAGUAUGAGUUAGCGGGAGAUAUGGGAGAUUUGGCUCUAGGGAACUGUCAUCUCAUUGCUCUUGACGACAAUCACACUCGAGAUGGAGAGGAAGACUGGUUAGCCCUGGUGAUAGCCCAGCACAGGGAUAAGAGGAACAACCUGUCUGGUAUAAAGUUGUCUGCCCUUCAGCAAGGUCUUAAGGCUGUUCACUACCUCGCUAAAGCAAGAAAAGCCAGUGUACAUCUUCCAAGAAUUGGACACGACACUCCUUGGUUUAACUGGUAUGGUACUGAGAGACUCAUCAAGAAACACCUUACAGCAGAAGGCAUUCCAACCUUCAUUUAUUACUAUCCACGUAAACAGCAACUUUUAAAGAGGAAAUCUUCAGAAGAUAGUGAUCCACCAGCUAAAAAGAAGAAGAUAUCUACUGUCAGCUUUAAGGAGGAGGAGGAGAACAAACCUCAUACCCUCCUAGAUAUCUUCCAUGGCGUCACCGCCUACCUGCAUCCGUCCAAUAUGGCUGCUGACCAGAUCAAGAGAUACCGGCGAUAUUUAGUGGCUUAUGAUGCUGAUGUUGAGGUUGCCAUAGGAGACAAGACGACCCAUGUGAUAGUCCACUCUACCUGCUCAACAGAGGACAGGAAAUCCCUUGUGAUCCCAGAUGAAGCUGUGGUUGUAUAUGAAAAAUGGUUGGAUGAUAGUUUAAAGAAGGGGCGCUGUCUGCCGUCACAUGGGUACUUGGUUGACAAAUAGACUACAAUAAGCACAGAAAACCUUGUAAACAGUUCACAGAACUCGACUGUAGAAAGCUGGUGAUAGCAGAGCUGUUGGUCACUUCCCAAGCCAUCCACUCUGAUAUGCCUCAUAACUAUAAAGUGGAUGGGAAAUUGAAAAAAAUGAAUGUUCAAUUUAUCCAUCUGCAAUUGAGUUGAAUUCAUGAUUUUAGGUUAAAAGUCAGCAGAGGAGUUAAGACGUGCUGCAAAGAUGUGUCAGAAAUGUGUCAAAGAUGUGUCAAAGAUGUGUCAGAGAUGUGUCAGAGAUGUGUCAAAGUUGUGUCAAA
Molecule: messenger RNA, 3438 nt
Organism: Mizuhopecten yessoensis (Yesso scallop)
Lineage: Eukaryota; Metazoa; Mollusca; Bivalvia; Pectinida; Pectinidae
Product: chromodomain-helicase-DNA-binding protein 1-like
Exons: 25
Coding region: 69-3131 (1020 amino acids)
Biological process (GO): chromatin remodeling; DNA repair
Molecular function (GO): ATP-dependent chromatin remodeler activity; DNA helicase activity; ATP binding
Source: RefSeq, a predicted model, not a curated record